AUGUCUGAUAUUGAAGAAGAUUUAUUGGCUUUAGCCGGUGUUGGCGAUUCAGAAGAGGAGGAAGACGUUGUUAUUUCUUCUACUUCAAAGAGAGGUAGGAGUAAUGAGGACUCUGUCUCCAAGAAACGUCAUAUCAAUGUAGGUGAAGACGACGAAGACGAUUACAAUCCAGCGUCUGCUGGUUUGGGAGAUGAUGACGAUAACGACGACGAAGAAGAAGCACCAUUCCCAUUAGAAGGUAAAUACAGGGAUGAGAGAGAUCGCGAUUACUUGGAGUCUUUGCCUGAAAUGGAACGUGAAACUCUGUUAUUCGAAAGAUCGCAGUUGAUGCAAAAAUACAAAGAUCGUAUGUUAUUCAGAGAACGUCAGAGAACCUUGAAAAGACAAAGGGAAUCUUCUGAGAAUAGAAAGGUACGUUCCUCCACAAGGUCUUCAAAAGUGACAGGCCACUCUGAUGUUAAAUCAUCUAAGCUAUCUCAACUUAAAAAGCAAAGAGAAAGAAAAAAUAACCACCAUUACAGUGAUGAAGAUGAUGAGGACGAAUAUGAGGAGGAAGAAAAUAUAUACGAGGAUAAAUAUGAAGAAGGCAGUGAAUAUGAAGACGAAAGCUACGACCCAUACAAAAGAAAAUCAACCUAUGCUGAGGAAAGUGAAGAGGAAGAUGUCAAAUGGGCAGAUGAUACUGAUAGAGAGAGCAAUGUUAAUGACUUCAAUAAAAUCAAGAUUGGACGUUCCUUUGUAGCUAAAUAUUGUUUUUAUCCCGGAUUUAAUGACAUUGUAAAGGACUGUUAUGGUAGAGUCAAUGUUGGUGUUAACAAAAAUACUAACCAAGUAAUGUACCGUAUGGUCAAGAUCGAAAAGGUGUUCUUACAAAAGCCUUAUAGUAUGGGUAAUUUUUUCACAAACCAAUAUUUUGGUGUAACACAAGGUAAAGAUAGAAAAGUAUUUCAAAUGAAGUUCUUUAGUGAUGGUGCUAUAACACAGGAUGAAUAUGAACGUUAUGUUAGAGCAUUGGAAAGUUCUAAUCUAACUAUUCCAUCUACAUAUGCCUUAUCGAAUAAGUUCAAAGAAGUAGAUGAAUUUGUUAAUGAACCAAUGACAGUUAAAUUGACCGAUGAAGUAGUUAGAAAUAGGAUGAUCUUCAACAAAAAACUAUCAGGUACUAAUGCUGUUUUAGAGAAAACUGUUUUGAGAGAAAAAUUGAAUUUUGCAAAGCAAAAUAAUUCUGAAAGAGAUAUUGCCAAAUAUUCAUCUCAAUUAAGAAAUUUAGAGAAGAGGUUAAUGACAUAUGAAAAACAUCAUGAAAAUGAUCAGCAGGGUGCUAAAAAGCUUGGUAAAUUGACAAGUAAGAACAGAAAGCUAAAUAUGGAUAAGAUUAAAUAUGGUGAAAAUGUUAAAGAAGACCGAGAUGAAUCAUUCGACAUCAAAACUGAUCCAUUUAGUAGAUUAAAGACCAGGACAAAGGUUUACUAUCAAGAAAUUCAAGAAGAAGAAAAUGAAAAGGCCAAAGAACUUGCACGUCAAAAGAAAAUGCAAGAAAAUAAAGAGGCUAUUGAGCAAAAGGAGAGAGAAUUACUUCUAGCCAAGUUUAGAAGAUUGGGAGGUUUAGAAAGUAUUGUCCAUAAUUUGGAUAUCAAUAUUAAACUGUAA
This is a messenger RNA of Tetrapisispora phaffii CBS 4417, 1650 nucleotides long. RefSeq names its product RNA polymerase-associated protein (gene RTF1). Bases 1 to 1650 code for a protein of 549 amino acids. Lineage: Eukaryota; Fungi; Ascomycota; Saccharomycetes; Saccharomycetales; Saccharomycetaceae. The record is from RefSeq and is a predicted model, not a curated record. The transcript has a single exon. Gene Ontology annotation, cellular component: Cdc73/Paf1 complex. Gene Ontology annotation, molecular function: DNA binding; RNA polymerase II C-terminal domain phosphoserine binding.